AUGAAAUCAUUCAAAUUUACAUUUGUUGAUCAGAGACGGGAUCAUAUUGACCAAUCAACAAGUUCCUCCCAUAUCUCUUCCUUCCUUUCCCGCCAAAUUUUUCUCUCCCUUUCCUCUAAACACCCCCCUCUCUCUCUCUCUCUGCCACUCCUCUCUCUGUUACCUCUCUCUCUCUCUGUUACCUCUCUCUCUGUGACCACCCUCUCUCUCUCUCUCUCUCUCCCACCCUCUCUCUCUGUGACCCACCCUCUCUCUCUCUCUCUCUCCCCAAUUUUCUUCCUUUCUCUAAAGCACUGCAUUCUCCUCUCUGUUUCCUUCACAAUACCUCACUUAGCCCCCCCCCCUCUUUUCUCUCUUGAUUACUCUCCUCCCUCUCUCUCUCCUCCCUCUCUCUCUCCCUCCUCUCUCUCUCCCCUCCCUCUCUCUCCCUCCCCUCUCUCUCCUCCCUCUCCCUCCCCUCCUCUCUCCCUCCCUCUCUCUCCCUCCCUCUCUCCCCUCCUCUCUCCCUCCUCUCUCCCUCCCUCUCCUCUCCUCUCUCCCUCCCUCCCCUCUCUCUCCUCUCUCUCUCCCUCCCUCUCUCCUCUCUCUCUCCCUCCCCUCUCUCUCCUCUCUCUCUCCCUCUCUCUCUCCCUCCCUCUCUCUCUUUUUUUUUUUAAGUUGACCACUUUAUAA
Acanthosepion pharaonis is the source of this 672-nucleotide messenger RNA. NCBI's taxonomy places the organism in Eukaryota, Metazoa, Mollusca, Cephalopoda, Sepiida, Sepiidae. The record is from the annotation of a GenBank genome assembly.